Messenger RNA from Carassius carassius (crucian carp), 1059 nucleotides. RefSeq lists its product as uncharacterized. The transcript has 3 exons. The record is from RefSeq and is a predicted model, not a curated record. The coding region runs from base 138 to 626 and encodes 162 amino acids. Lineage: Eukaryota; Metazoa; Chordata; Actinopteri; Cypriniformes; Cyprinidae.
GUUACAUGACUACUUCAGUGAAAGAGGAACUUUCAGGCUCUUUCUGCAAAAAGAAACGGCAAACGGCAGCUUGACCAUUUCAGUCCGCUACCGAGAUACAGACACAGGUGAUACAGUUUCGCCUACACGAUAUUACCAUGGUUUCAAAUAGCACACAUAGCACAAUUGCAACGUUUAGUUAUUCUGCAACGAGUCCUUCAAGUCCUAAUAGCACAUCUUCACUUGGACUUCUUGUGGGUUUGCCUAUAUUCUUUGUGGCUUUGCUGCUGGUGGGGAUAGCAGUGUUUCUCUGGUUUCGACACAGAAAAUCAAUGGAUAUUGAAUUAUCGAACAAACUUAAGAGCCAAGAUAAGAGUCACAAUGGGGAUUCCAGGGAGUCUCCAUACAGUGGAUACACCGGAGGACUUCAGCCCGCACCCCAGAGCCCAAUCUAUGAGAACUUUCAAGGUGGACAGUCUGAUCUGCACAAAUUUCAGAGUGCUGUACAGAGUGAGAACACUCACAGAGACCAUCAAGCAUACGUGCAGUGUGAUCCACAUGAUGCAAUCUACAGCAAUGAUCCUGCCCUCUUCAAUCCAGACGGGGCUGAAAUCUCUGAGGAUGUUUACAUCAUGCCAGAUGCUUGAAAGUCUGAAAUGUUUUGCUGUCCAGUAUUAAUGCCCAAAAUGUUCAGUAGAAUCAUUUGUACUGGCAUGAUAUGAAAAAAUAACAAGUCUUUAUUUUUAAAGGGUGAAAUCUAGGGCAAAACAAUUUGCCCGAGAAAUAGUGAUUCAAUGGCCCUAACAAACAUUACAUGUAGUUUUUUGUCUGAACUCACUGUGAGACAGCAUAACAUAGUCAUGACCUCAUUGAUCACAGUUUAACAGGUGUUUUUGCCGAUUGUAAAUAAUCCCAGCUGAAAAGUCCAGUUUAGACCAGCGUGAACGUUCCAUGCUGUACAGACUGGUUUGUACUGGUUGGGUGGACCAAUAACUAAGUUCUUGUUGAGAUGCUGGGUCAUAUGCUGGACUUUUCAGCAAAGGGGGGGGGGGGGGGCAUUCACACAUUUUAAUGUAAAAU